This is a messenger RNA of Trichomycterus rosablanca, 4530 nucleotides long. RefSeq names its product ADAMTS-like protein 1. Gene Ontology annotation, biological process: extracellular matrix organization; proteolysis. The coding region runs from base 1 to 3588 and encodes 1195 amino acids. The record is from RefSeq and is a predicted model, not a curated record. Lineage: Eukaryota; Metazoa; Chordata; Actinopteri; Siluriformes; Trichomycteridae. Gene Ontology annotation, molecular function: metalloendopeptidase activity. The transcript has 17 exons. Gene Ontology annotation, cellular component: extracellular matrix.
AUGUGUGGGUUCGUUCCUGGCCCGUGGUCGUCCUGCAGCGUAUCGUGUGGCGUCGGCCUGCAGAGGCGGCGCGUGAAAUGCCAAGUGUUCCUCUCGUUUACCCGAGCUGAGGUGGAGCUCCCGGAGGAGGAGUGUGGUGAGGAGAAACCCGCCCUCCGGAGGUCCUGCACCCUGCCACCCUGCCCGGGACCUCCGGAUCCGCUCCAGCGCCACAGGGAGGGUCCGAACGUCCCUGCACAGACGGGCUACGUCUGGGAGUACAGGGGCUUCACCGCCUGCUCCGCCUCCUGCGCUGUAGGUGAGCAGGACGCGGUUAUCCGGUGCGUGACGGCGGUGGGGUGGGGCCCGGUGGAGGACUCGCUCUGUGGCGACGCCCUCAAACCGCCUGCCAUGACGCGCAUGUGCAACCCUCAGCCCUGCCCGGCCAGGUGGGAAGCGGGCGUGUGGAACCCGUGCUCGGUGCCGUGUGGGGCGGGGCUGCAGACCCGGACCGUCUGGUGCGUGAGAGGCGCCGGGGCGAACCGGAGCGAGUCGGUGUCGAGUUCUGAGUGCGGAGGGAUCCGACCCGCCGAGGUCCGAGCCUGUAAUCAGGUGGAGUGUGGAGCGAGCUGGGAGACGGGCGAGUGGCUGGAGUGCUCCAGUUCAUGUGGAAGUGGAACGCAGUGGCGCAAGGUUUACUGUCGGCAGCGUCUGGCUACCGGAAGCUUCCGGCGCCGCGGGGACGACGAGUGUGAUGGAGUCAAACCUGAGACGCACCGACCGUGUGUCAGCACGCGCUGUCUGCAGCCACAACUGGUGGGCGGAGAGUGGUCCAAGUGCUCGGUGAGCUGUGGGAAGGGGAUCCAGCGCCGGGAGCCGGUGUGCAGGAGACAGACGGCGUCCGGUCAGCUGGUCACUCUGGACCGAUCGCUGUGUGUCGACCUUCAGCCGCCGCCCUUAAUCAGGAGCUGCAGGAUGAGCAGCUGCACCAGAAUACUUUUGGUCUCCUCCUGUUAUGAUAUUUUGUCAUGUUUACGUUCCUCUUUUUCCUUCCCUGCAGGACACAAGUUCUCCAAAAAGCGAUGCCCUCGAGUCCUGGGCCUGAGACGUAUCUACAUCCAGACCAGGCAGGAGAAGAGGCUGAGCUUCACCGUUGGGGGGCGAGCUUAUCUCCUCCCGAAAACCUCGGUGGUGGUCAAGUGUCCGGUGCGGCACUUCCCUAAAUCGCAGGUACGCUGGGAGAAGGACGGGGUGGAGCUUCAGAGCUCCGAACGUCUGAGCGUCACCAAAUCUGGUGCCUUGAGGAUCUACAGCCUGGACGCCGCAGACAUCGGUCAGUACCGCUGCUGGGCCAAUCAGGACUCAGACGUCUUCACCUUGAAGCUGAUUGGCCAUGAUAACAAGCUUCUGGAACGUCCGGAUAAACGGAGCUCCAAAACGUUCCUGGAGAAGCCGCCAGGUUUCGGGAUCUCCAAGUGCCAGGAUCAGGAGGACCAAGGGUUUAAGAAGAUCCAGAAAUCAAGUCCAGGCUGGUUCCAGAAGAACGAGCUUGAUCUGGAGGAGGAGGAACCGGUCGAUCUGGGGAACCACCUUCUAGCAUCCAGGACCGCUGCCGGCUUGGUGAUCACCGCUGACUCGGCUCGGUUUGAGGAACUCCUGAGGAACAUCAGCACGCUGGCGGAACGAGUAGACGUGACGGACGACCUGGCGUCCCAGCUCAUCACCAGGCUGAUGAAAGAGACAGCGGCGCACCAGGUCAAGGAACGUCCAGACGGAACCCCGAAUUCCUCGGAAGGAGCUCGUGUGAGAAGCAGAGCGACCAUCGUUCGUGACGGGUCUCUGGGAUCCACCAUGAGCUUCCAGAGGGACCUGAGGGUCGACGUGGGGAGCACCGCGUACGUCACCAACGCCACCCGAAGCCUGACACUUCUCUGUCCGGCUCGAGGAGACCCGACGCCCACGGUGUCCUGGAGCAAGGACGGACGUCCCCUACGAGACGGGGUAUCGUGGGAUAGCGGCGGAGCGCUGCGCGUGGUCGACCCUGGCACCGAAGACGCCGGGACCUACAGGUGCACAGCGAGUAAUGAAAUGGGGUCUGAUUCAGAAACCACGCGAGUGCUGUGGACCGAACCUCCUUCCAUCGCCGCCUCCCGGACGAACGUUUCCCAUCUUCGCGGCGACAGCUUGAACGUGGCGGUAGGGGGGAGGGUACGAACCCGCGUGGGCGCCAACGUCACCCUGGACUGUCUGGUAACAGGCGUACCUCAGCCCAGUGUGAGCUGGCACCGCGUGGAGGGCGAGUCGAACCCCAACGUGAUUCGGCUAACGAACGGCUCCCUGCUGCUCUACAACCUGACGCUGCAGGACGACGGGACCUACGUCUGCACGGCGUCCAACGCCAUCGGCAAAUCAGCCGCCGCCACCGCCAUCCACGUGACCGAUCUCAGCGCUGCAGCCACCGAUGAGAAACACCACGCUCUCCCGGACCUGACCAGGAGACGAGUGGUGAUGGCCUCUCGUACCGGGAGCGUGAUCUCCGUCAGACCCGGAGACGCCCUGAGGAUCGGCUGCCCGGUCGUACCGAGCCACAGGAAGCCGAUAAAAUGGACCUACGAGAACCGGACCCUGGAGCAGAUCCCGGGCGCACAUCACCGCACCCUCGCUGCUGGCCGCAUCCUGGAGGUGAGCGCCCCGGGCGCCGGGUUCGAGGGGCGCUUCUCGUGCCAGACGCUGGCCGAUAAUCGGCUGAUCUCCGCCUGGAUCCACGUCCUCUCGCAAGAUUUGGAGUGGCGUUUAGCUGAAUGGAGUGUGUGUAGCGCCUCCUGUGGGAGCGGAGGAUCUCAGAGCAGGAGAGUUCACUGCACCGCUGCCAGCGGGCGCGAGAUGCCCGCUUCAUCCUGCCGGAACCUUCCCAGACCGUCCACCCUGACACGACCGUGUAACCUCCACGACUGCCCUCCCAGCUGGGUUUCCACCGUGUGGUCCGAAUGCUCGGCGUCGUGUGGCGGCGGGUUCAGGCGGCGGCGGGUGUGGUGCCAGCUCCUGGAGGCGGGCGGGAGCGUUCGGGUUCUACCGGACUCGGCGUGUGAGGGAGCGGCUCGUCCUGAGCACAGAGAACCUUGUGUGGCAGAUCCCUGCGCCGAGUGGAUCACCGGAUCCUGGGGUCAGUGUUUCGGGCGGUGUCUCGGCCCCGCAGUGGCCACUCAGAGGCGGGCGGUGACGUGCAGGAACCUGAACGGUUCCGACUCCAACGCCACCUGUGAUCUUGAGGAACGGCCGCCCUCCGUGAGGAACUGCACGGCAGAGAUGUGUGACGUCCACUGGAGGGCGUCGCCCUGGCGAACCUGCACGGCAACCUGCGGAAACGGUUUCCAGUCUCGCAGGGUGGAGUGCGUUCAUCGCCGUAACAACAAGACGCUACCGGACCUGCGCUGUUCCUGGCAGCACCGCCCGGCGUCCUGGCAACACUGCAGCAUCACUUCCUGUGGCAACGAGUGUAAGGAUACGACGCGGUACUGCGCGGCGGUGAGGCGGCUCGGACUCUGUUCCGUCGAGCCGUACACGCGCCGGUGCUGCCAGUCCUGUUCUAAAGAUUCGGACUCCACCUAGCUCGCCUGUCGGCCGGGAGCGCGCUCAACACGGACACGCCGUUCCUACACUGAUGUACAUGCUAUAUAUAUAUAUAUAUAUAUAUAUCAGACCACCGGGGGGCGCCAGAUUCACCCAGAAACUCACUCGACACCUCGUCGGCCGUUAAUCUGUUUUGCUAUGACAGAGCGGAGAUAAGCUCACUCAGUAUCACUCACAAGCCACUACAGCGCCCCCUAGAUGUAGCUAGCACUGUUUACCGCUUACCUACCGUGUUGAGAACAUUCCCAGUCAUUUACUCUCCGACUUCAGAACGCGGUUCACGCGUCUGAUCAGCACCUGAGGAAGGAACCGCGGGGGGUCCUCACAACGCUCGACCUGACAACACCGGAGAGGCAAAAAGUGCCGUUUUGGGGACCGAUUCAGUAACUGCACUGUGUGUGUGUGUUUGGACGUUAAUGUGGACUGAAGGGAAGUAUGUUUUAUUUUUAAUGCACCGCUGAGCGAUGAGAAGCUGCACAGCGCCCCCUUCUGUGUUUUUAAUUUAUACCAAAUGUGUUCAUUUUUAUUAUUAUGGGGACUUGAAGCGGAUCAUGUUGGACCGUUCACGUGUGUGAAGGGAAGCUGAAGCGGGUACGGAUGAAGACUUCGUACGGACUCUAUAACCACACGCAAAAAGUUAGCACAACGUUUUCUUUUAAGCGUAGCACGUUUGCUCGGCACCGCUGUAAUCGUCUGGCCGUGUCUGGCGGUCUGAAGCCUGGAUGGGGAAUAGCGUCCUCUAAUGUCUGGUGUGCCAGCCUGAGGCCCUCUGUGUCCGGCGCGGGUGUCAUGCAGCCAGCAGGGGUCACCGGACUGCACAGGGGAAUUAAGUACGUCCAAACUGGGACGGUGCAAACAAGGGAAAGAAUUAAUAAAAUAAAUAAAAAUAAAUCAAAUAAAAUAAAGAAGCUGUUUUUUAAA